AUGGAACCAGAGCCGUCCACUUCCGCUCUCCUCGAGGCUAUCACAGCCCUCACCGCCACAGUCGGGUCCUUGCAGGCCCAAAUCACAUCCCAAGGCCAACAGCUCCUUGAGCUCAAAGCCAUAUGCAAGGAAACCACGGACCUCCUUGGGGACAAAGACCAGGGAGCCCCUCAAACCCAGCCUGGCCCAUCGACUGGGCCUGUCACUCCUCCCACCCACCAGGGAGGAGAAACCCACACUCCAGGCACGAUUAGGCCUGGGCUCAAGGCCCCGUUCCGGCCUUCAAGGGGAACUGGAUUUGACUCAGAGGACGAAGAACCAAGGGCUCCCAAAAAGGAGCCUCAAGGAACGCCUAGAAGGCACUUGGGGUCCCUCACCCCCUUUGAUGCAGGGUCCAGUGUAAAAAGACCCAAGAUGGACCUCCCCGACCCCUAUAAGGGUGACACUAGGGGACGAAAGGCCACUCAGUGGCUUGACCGGAUGAUGCUGUGGGUAGCCCUCCACCGCAAUCAAUUCAACAAAGAAGAGCAGAUGGUUGUGUGGAUUUUAUACCACAUGACAGACAAGGCCGCCAACUGGGCUCUCCCCAUCAUUGGGAACAUCAUCAAGGGCGAGGGUAACCCUCCCACCACCAUCCAGGCCCUGACAGGCAAAUUCAAGGAGGCAUUUGCUGACCCCAAUGCCAAGCGGGCUGCCGCCAGAAAAAUAGCCGCGCUCUCCCAAGUCACCACGACCGCCAAGUAUGUAACAGAGUUCCGCAACCUCAUGGCGGAACUCGACUGGAACAAGGAAGCCUACAUCGCGCAGUUCACGCAAGGUCUCCACUGGAAAGUCAAGGAAUUGCUGUCAACCAAGGAUAGCGUUCCCGACAAACUCAAGGCAAUUUUUGCGGCCUCCAUAAAAAUUGAUAACAUCCGCCGCGAAAACAAGGAGAACCGCCCCAAGAAGGCACCUGCCAAGUCCCUGACCACCAUGGCCACUACUUCCACCACCACUACUCAACGGGUCCGCCUAUCAGAAGACCCCAAUUACGUCACCCUGGAAGAAAGGGAUUGCCGCCGCGCGUCUGGCCUCUGUGUCAAGUGCGGUCAAAAGGGACAUGGAAUCAAGCAAUGUCCCAACGGAUGGAAAGCCACAGUCAAGGAAGUGGCUAAGGUUGCCGAGGACGUUGAGUCGGGAAAAGAUUGA
This is a messenger RNA of Rhizoctonia solani, 1188 nucleotides long. Its product is annotated as Retrotransposon-derived protein PEG10. NCBI's taxonomy places the organism in Eukaryota, Fungi, Basidiomycota, Agaricomycetes, Cantharellales, Ceratobasidiaceae. Bases 1 to 1188 code for a protein of 395 amino acids. The record is from RefSeq and is a predicted model, not a curated record. Gene Ontology annotation, molecular function: nucleic acid binding; zinc ion binding. The transcript has a single exon.